Lacerta agilis (Sand lizard) is the source of this 3171-nucleotide messenger RNA. RefSeq names its product potassium voltage-gated channel subfamily Q member 3 (gene KCNQ3). Lineage: Eukaryota; Metazoa; Chordata; Lepidosauria; Squamata; Lacertidae. Gene Ontology annotation, biological process: transmembrane transport; potassium ion transport. Bases 511 to 3141 code for a protein of 876 amino acids. The transcript is spliced from 16 exons. The record is from RefSeq and is a predicted model, not a curated record. Gene Ontology annotation, molecular function: voltage-gated potassium channel activity. Gene Ontology annotation, cellular component: membrane.
GGAGAGAAAACUCGCUCCCUAGCUGGCAUCGGAAGCUGGAGCGCGCGAGGAGGGUCGGGGGGCUGCGCCGGAGCUCUCCUGCGUCGGGCUGGGAAAUAAACCCUGCGAUGAGCUGCUCGCCCCUGCCCGGCUGGACCAGGUGUUGUUGCCGCUGCCAGCUUCCUCUCUCCUCUUCCUCCUCCUCCUCCUCCUAUUCCUCCGGAGCAUCCUCGCCGCUUAUGCCUCCUAGGUGCCCGCGGAGCUGAUGCCCAUCUCCCCUGGGGAGGCGAUGACCUGACGGAGGAUGUGAUUCCCUUGCCCUGCCUUUCCUUCCUUCUCCAGCUCUCCCCCCUCUCUCUCCUCCCUUGCCCUGCCCUGUUGGGGAGGGGGGAGCCCUCCCCUCCCCCCCAAAAAAAAUCGGAGGGUGGGCGCAGACCAUGGCCUUUGGCUCCCCGCGGCUGCUGUUCUUGCGCACCCUUUGCUCACCUCUGAGGACCAGGGCAGAAGAAGAAGGAGGAGGAGGAGAGGAAGAUGGGACUAAAAUCCAGGAAGGCGGCGGCGGCGGCGGCAGCAGCAGGAGCAUCGCCGCCGCUACCACCUCCAGGGGCUGAUGGUGGUGGCGGCGGCGGACACGUCGGGGAGGAGAAGAAAGUGGGGCUGGCAGCUGGGGACCUGGAGCAGGGCGCGCUGGCUCUGGGCGCCGGGGCGGACAAAGAUGGGACCCUCCUGCUGGAAGGGGCGGGCAAGGAAGACGGCGGCAAGAGGUCCGCGCAAGGGAUUGGGCUGCUGGCCAAGACGCCGCUGAGCCGACCCGUCAAGAGGAACAACGUGAAAUACAGGCGGAUGCAAACUUUGAUCUACGACGCCCUGGAGAGGCCGAGGGGCUGGGCGCUGCUCUAUCACGCCUUCGUGUUUCUGAUAGUCCUGGGUUGCUUGAUUUUAGCUGUUCUGACAACAUUCAAGGAAUACGAAACUGUUUCGGGAAACUGGCUUCUGCUGUUGGAAACCUUUGCCAUUUUCAUCUUUGGAGCCGAGUUUGCCUUAAGGAUCUGGGCUGCCGGCUGCUGCUGUCGGUACAAAGGAUGGCGAGGGAGGUUGAAGUUUGCCCGGAAACCUUUGUGUAUGUUGGAUAUAUUUGUCCUGAUAGCCUCUGUGCCGGUAGUGGCUGUUGGCAACCAGGGCAACGUCCUGGCCACGUCACUGAGAAGCCUCCGUUUCCUUCAGAUCCUGCGAAUGUUGCGGAUGGACAGGAGAGGAGGCACCUGGAAGCUCCUGGGCUCUGCCAUUUGUGCACACAGCAAAGAACUCAUCACUGCCUGGUACAUCGGGUUCCUGACCCUUAUCCUCUCCUCAUUCCUGGUUUACCUGGUGGAGAAAGACGUGCCUGAAAAAAACGAGGAAGGGAAGGAAAAAAGGGAGUUUGAAACCUAUGCCGAUGCCCUUUGGUGGGGACUGAUUACGCUAGCAACCAUCGGCUAUGGCGACAAGACGCCCAAAACAUGGGAGGGACGCCUCAUAGCAGCAACAUUCUCUCUCGUUGGGGUUUCCUUCUUUGCUCUUCCAGCUGGCAUUUUGGGUUCUGGACUCGCUCUGAAAGUGCAGGAGCAACACCGCCAGAAACAUUUUGAGAAAAGAAGAAAGCCCGCAGCGGAACUCAUACAGGCUGCCUGGAGGUACUAUGCUACUAAUCCUAAUAGGAUGGACCUCGUUGCCACUUGGAGGUUUUAUGAAUCAAUUGUAUCAUUCCCGUAUUUCAGGAAAGAGCCAGUGGAUGGGACCAGUAAUGUCAUGUUUAGUAGGGAGGCUUUCUUUGGAUCAAGCGUCACCAGAAAACUUAGCCAAAAGCUGGGUCUCUUGGAUCGGGUUCGUGGUACCAAUACUAAAGGAAAGCUAUUUACCCCUCUGAAUGUAGAUGCAAUUGAAGAAAGUCCUUCUAAAGAACCUAAGACUGUUGCCUUGAAUAAUAGGGAGCGUUUUCGCACUGCAUUCCGAAUGAAAGCUUAUGCAUUCUGGCAAAGCUCCGAAGAUGCUGGAACUGGGGACCCUCUGGCAGAAGACAGAGGGUACAGCAAUGAACUCCUCAUUGAAGACAUGAUCCCCACACUGAAAGUGGUCAUCCGAGCUGUCAGAAUACUACAGUUCCGCCUCUAUAAGAAGCGAUUCAAGGAGACCUUGAGGCCUUACGAUGUAAAGGAUGUGAUAGAGCAAUAUUCAGCAGGACACCUUGACAUGCUUACCAGGAUCAAAUACCUUCAAGCGAGAAUAGAUAUGAUUUUUGCACCCGGGCCUCCGUCCACUCCCAAGCAUAAGAAAUCCCAGAAGGGAGGAGCCUUUCCUUACCCUCCGCAGCAGUCUCCAAGGAAUGAUCCGUAUGUAGCCAAAGCAUCGACAGUAGAUCCUGAAGACCAAAGUAUGAUGGGCAAAUUUGUCAGAGUUGAAAGACAGGUCCAUGACAUGGGGAAGAAAUUGGAUUUUUUGGUCGAUAUGCACAUGCAGCAUAUGGAGCAUCUCCAAGUCCAAGUGUGCCCUUCAAAAGAAACUGUGUCCCCAGCGGAGGAUAACAGAUAUUCUGAACUGAAGUCCAUCAUUUACAAAUAUUCUGAGCCUUCUAUUCAUGAAAUGCCUCCGAGUUUCCACCAUGUACCGGUGAACAAAGUCCCCCCUUUUGGCUUCUCGACGCAGGGCUGCGAUGUUGGCCCGCUCUCGUUGCCGUUGGGCGGUCAGAACUCCGGUAGGUGGCAGGCCAUGCCGUUCUCAACUUCGUACGCUGAAAGGCCGACGGUUUUGCCUAUACUCACGUUCAUUGACCCCCACGUUUCCUACCGUUCCCCACCAGGAGACCUCCAGAGCCCCCACUCAGACAGAAUCUCUUCCAGGCAGAAACACAGCCUGACGAGAGACAGCGACACUCCUUUAUCCCUCCUCUCCGUCAACCACGAGGAACUUGAACGAUCGCCAAGUGGAUUCAGCAUCUCCCAAGACAAGGACGACUUCCUUUUCGGGUCGAACGGGGGCUCAAGCUGGAUGAAAGAGAAGCGCUACUUGGCCGAGGGCGAAACGGACACGGAUACCGACCCUUUUACCCCAAGUGGUUCUAUGCCCCUUUCUUCGACAGGGGAGGGCUUCUCUGAUUCAGUAUGGACUCCGAGCAAGCCAGUUUAAAAAUUAUCCAGUGGGGGUGGGUUGGGUUGG